AUGAUGAAAUUUGAAAAAUCAGGAUAUAUAAUUGAAAUUUCUGUAACAUUAUAUGUCAAACCUAAAGAUGAUGCAGUUUAUAAUGCAGCUAAAAAUUUAUUAUUUGCCAAAUCACCAAAACAUUUUAAAAUAGAUCAUGAAACUUCAAAUAAUUUUUAUGAAGAUAAAAAGAAUGAUAAAUUGAUUAGUGUAUUUAAAGAAAUUCCAAAACCUUUGAAAGAACUCACAUUAAACCACAAAAGUAUUAUUAUCAAAUGGAGAAGGGUUAAUGAAUUGAGCUCAGUUUCAGAGAAAACAUGUAAUGUAUUAUUCUAUUUCAUACCUGGAUUCGGAUUGAAAGAUUUUUUGAUUGAAAUAUUAUCAGAUUUAAUUAAAAAAUUCCAAGGUGAUAUACCCGAUUUUUUAAAUACUGAAGUUUUUGGUAAUGGGUUAGAUAUGAUUGAAGAGAACAAAUUACUAAUGAAUAUUUUCCAAUAUGGAAAUCUGCAAAGUGAUCUAUUACCUUUGAGAAUCAUAUUAGAAAGUUUAAUUACAUACCUUAUGUCAAAAGAAUAUGAGAUACGAGAUUCAUAUGAUCAUAUAGUUAAAGCAUAUGAAUUCAAUUAUGAAAAUCAACUUAAAAUUAUGGUAAUCUGGGGUGAAAAAUUAACAUUAAAAACUUAUAAGACUAUGCUGGAACAAUUGAAUUAUAUCAUUACGAAUGAUGUAUUAUCUGAACCUCCAAAUGAUAGUUUAAUUGCAUUGAUUCCCGGCUAUUUAAAUUAUAACAUCAAUAGUAAUAAUGAUGAACUUCCACCAAGUUAUGGUUCAAGCAUUAUGCAAUAG
Hansenula ciferrii is the source of this 825-nucleotide messenger RNA. RefSeq lists its product as uncharacterized. The record is from RefSeq and is a predicted model, not a curated record. Bases 1 to 825 code for a protein of 274 amino acids. Lineage: Eukaryota; Fungi; Ascomycota; Saccharomycetes; Phaffomycetales; Wickerhamomycetaceae. The transcript has a single exon.